CCGGCUGCAAUCUAGGGAUACACAUGCAAUGAGAGGGCCACGCUCACAUGCUCGAGCUACAAAAAGGCAGGAGAGGGUUGGUGAGAGGUCCAGAUUGGCGAAAUAGAGAGAGAACAAAAACCAGCGGUGCAAGAAGAGAAGACCACCGGAAAAUAAUACCAGAACAAUCCAUCGGAGAAAACGAAGAGCGGCGAUAAGAGAAACGGAGAAAGAAAACCCCUUCCUCUCUCUCACCACCACCCCCAUCGUUCGCAUCAUCCCUUCCUCCCUCCUUCCAUGGCCGUCUCGCCUUUCCGACUCCUCGUCUUUCUCUGCAUCGCCUCCGUCUCAUUUCCCCCAUCCUCCGCCGCUGCGUCGGCGACGGCGGCGCCUCUCUGCCCUCGAUCGGACAUUGCCUUCCUCGACGUUGUUAGAUCGCAAUGCCCUCUUUGGAUCGAACCGUCUUCGCCGCUGGAGGUCAAUGGUGAGACACUUGAGCAAGAGUUGAGUCACAGCAAGAGAAGUACAUAUUACUCUGUUUUCUUCUAUGCCUCAUGGUGCCCAUUCUCCAGCAACACUCGACCCAUUUUUGAUGCCCUUAGCUCCAUGUUUCCUCAAAUAAAGCACUUAGCAGUUGAACAAUCUUCUUCCAUGCCAAGUGUUUUCUCAAGAUAUGGGAUCCACAGUAUUCCAGCAAUAUUGUUAGCCAAUAGGACAGUGAUGGUUCGUUACCGUGGCUCAAAAGACCUCAAUUCUCUUGUGAGUUUCUACAAGAAAACUACAGGUUUUGAUCCAGUUUCAUAUUUCGCUGUUGAACCACCCAGCGGUUCAAGAAACACAAGAUCGCUCUGGCCAGUGGAGAGAUCUUCAAAGGAACUGAUAGCCUCUGAACCUUACAUGGCAAUUAGUUUUCUUUUUAUCUGUCUGAAGGUGAUCAUGCGGUUCUUCCCUGUGAUCUUCACCCACCUCAGAGCUUUCUGGAUUUCUCUUGCCUGGCAUCCGAACUUGGAGAUCCUAGGUGAAUGGAGCCAGCUUCUCGAGCGAGCACGACAUGUAUUUGACAUCAAGAAGCUGUGGAGCAAGCUUAGGCUCUGCAAUAAGACAAGGAACUUUCAGAAGGGAGCGAACAAUGCUCGGGCCUGGGCUUCCUCCCUUGCUUCUGUCUCACUGGGCGAGUCAUCUGCCUCAAGAGUCGCCCCUUCAGACUCAUGAUAUUAUCCUCAUUUAAUCAAGCUCUGACUGGGAAGGAAAGCAAUGGGUGGAUAGAGUAGUCUUCAUGUUCUCAAGGAGCAAAUCGAUCUCAUCAGUUUCCUCGUGUUAUCUAUCAGUGUUUGUACCUGUUCUUCUGUUUUGGGAUGAGAACAUGGGGAAGCAUCAUAGCAUGUAAAUUUUUGGCGACCUUAUGUUUUUGUAUAUUAAAUAUAUGGUGGUCUUCAUUGCUAGGGCAAUGCACAACCCAAAUUGGUUUUGAUUAUAAUGAUCUUUCAAUCAAGGAAGCUUUUUGAUA
Elaeis guineensis (African oil palm) is the source of this 1486-nucleotide messenger RNA. Its product is annotated as 5'-adenylylsulfate reductase-like 5. NCBI's taxonomy places the organism in Eukaryota, Viridiplantae, Streptophyta, Magnoliopsida, Arecales, Arecaceae. The record is from RefSeq and is a predicted model, not a curated record.